Messenger RNA from Plectropomus leopardus (leopard coralgrouper), 1391 nucleotides. It is a transcript of the gene jmjd8, whose product is annotated as jumonji domain containing 8. The record is from RefSeq and is a predicted model, not a curated record. Gene Ontology annotation, cellular component: nucleus. NCBI's taxonomy places the organism in Eukaryota, Metazoa, Chordata, Actinopteri, Perciformes, Serranidae. Gene Ontology annotation, molecular function: cis-regulatory region sequence-specific DNA binding.
AAUGUGGUGUUCUCUGAUUGGCUCUCUGACAGGAAGUCAGAAUACAGUUCACUCUCAGGGACAAUGCGAAAUAUGUACUGUAAUUUCUCCUAAACGUUGUUGAAUGUCUGUGUUCGCUGCUCCGGUUUUAAAUGGAAUAUAACAUUGUGUUCACUACAUGCGCACAGUUUGCUCUGAUGUGUUUGAUCGGGCUGAAGGCAGCGGAGCCGGCAGAUGAUGGAGGCGGCUGGUCAUUAAAGUCAGAUUUCAGAUUACAGGACGAGGGUCCCUGUAACAUCGAUGUGUUCGACGGCUCUUCACUCUCUUAUCGGCAGUUCAUUGAAAGAUAUGCAUACAGCAGACCGGUGAUCCUCAGAGGUCUCACUGAUAACACGAAAUUCAGGUCGUUGUGCUCCAAGUCGAGUUUACUAGAAGAAUAUGGCGCCCGGAGAGUUCGGCUCAGUACAGCUAACACUUAUUCUUACAGGAAAGUGGACGUCCCUCUGCAGGAGUAUGUGGACGUGUUACUGAGGCCUCAGUCUGUGGACACUCUCGGCAGCGACACGCUGUACUUUUUUGGAGACAACAACUUUACAGAGUGGCACGGUUUGUUCGACGUGUAUGAGUCUCCUUCGUACGUCCUGCCUCACACCAGCGGAGCGUACAGCUUUGGGAUUGCAGGUGCAGGAACAGGAGUCCCCUUUCACUGGCACGGUCCUGGUUACUCUGAAGUCAUCUAUGGAAGAAAGCGUUGGUUCCUCUACCCGCCUGACAAGGAGCCCCAUUUCCACCCAAACCACACCACCCUGUCCUGGGUGACGGAGACCUACCCCAACCUGCCCGAGGAGGAGGCUCCGCUGGAGUGCACCAUCAGACCUGGAGAGGUGCUGUAUUUCCCCGACCGCUGGUGGCAUGCAACACUCAACCUGGACACCAGCGUUUUCAUCUCCACCUUCCUCGGCUGAGCUCCAUCGCCAGUAUUUUUUAAUCAAAGGAAAUCAUCUCAUCUGUUUUUUCAGUCUGUCACAGGGAUCCAAAAACAAAGAGUGGAUAUUAUGUAUAUCUGAUAUUUUCAGGUGAUGAACUGUGACUUCUGGGGUCAUAUUUUAGUCUGAAGCAUCGCACUUACAUUCCAGGUGAAUCUUUUUUCUUAAUCUUUGAAUUAAGCCAUGCUUUCUAAUAAUGAAACAAUAAAAAAGUGUUUUAAUGACCGAAGGAGCUAAGGAGCGGCGAUAAUCUGCAAAUUUUCACACACAGCGGUGAGUUACAUUCCUGUCACCUGUCAAUGAAAAUACAUGAGAAUUAUGUCAUUAUUAUUUUUUCUUAAGUCAGUUGAACUUUGUUGAAUUAAUAAAGCACAAAACAUGUGAUCCAAUCAGUGUCUUUUCCAGAAUAAAGAUGUUUGUAUUUAA